This is a messenger RNA of Cinclus cinclus, 1563 nucleotides long. RefSeq names its product ceramide synthase 4 (gene CERS4). Lineage: Eukaryota; Metazoa; Chordata; Aves; Passeriformes; Cinclidae. The record is from RefSeq and is a predicted model, not a curated record. Gene Ontology annotation, molecular function: DNA binding; DNA-binding transcription factor activity, RNA polymerase II-specific; sphingosine N-acyltransferase activity. The transcript has 11 exons. Gene Ontology annotation, biological process: regulation of DNA-templated transcription; ceramide biosynthetic process. The coding region runs from base 1 to 1242 and encodes 413 amino acids. Gene Ontology annotation, cellular component: membrane.
AUGCCUCCCUCAACUUCAUGCAAUGGAUUAAUCCUGAGUGAUAGGAUGGCUCGCUCUCUGUAUGACUGGCUGUGGCAGCACGAGUUGUGGUUGCCCCCAGGAAUCACCUGGGAGGACAUGCAAGAAUCUGAAGACACUCAUUACCCUCAACCUCGUGAUCUCCUGCUCAGUAUCCCUUAUGCCUUAAUCUUAGUAGUCAUUCGAUUUGCCUUUGAAAGAGCCAUAGCCUUGCCCCUCAGUACCAAAUUGGGUGUGAGAGACAAGCAGCGACCAAAAGCUCAGCCCAACCCCGUGCUGGAAACAUUCUAUAGUGCACGCCGCAAGAACCCUGAAGAGGGUGAGCUGCUCAGUUUAGCCAAGCGAUGUGACCUGCCAGUGAGGAAGGUGGAGAAGUGGUUCCGGCACCGGAGGAACAUGGACCGGCCCAGCCUGUCAAAGAAGUUCAGUGAGGCCUGCUGGAGAUUUACAUUUUACAUCAUUUCUUUCUUCACUGGACUCGCUGUCCUGUACGAUAAGCCUUGGCUUUGGGACCAUAGAGAGUGCUGGACGGGAUAUCCACAACAGCCUCUCCAACCCUCUCUGUCCUGGUAUUACAUGCUGGAGCUCUCCUUCUACUGGUCACUGGUCUUCACUUUGCCCUUUGACAUAAAGAGGAAGGAUUUCAAGGAGCAGAUAGUCCAUCAUGCUGCAACCAUCUUCCUGAUCAGUUUUUCAUACUGUGCCAAUUACAUCCGCAUUGGGACACUGGUGAUGGUGAUUCAUGAUGCUUCUGAUUGCUUUCUAGAGCCAACUAAGAUAUUCAAUUACAUGAAGUGGAAAAAAACUUGUGACAGCCUCUUUAUGAUCUUCUCAGCUGUUUUCCUAAUCAGCCGCCUGGUUAUUUACCCCUACACAGUGCUUUAUAACACCUACUAUUACUCCAUGGAGAUAUUCCAACCCUUCUUUGGAUACUACUUUGUGAAUGUUCUCCUGAUAAUUCUGCAGCUGCUCCAUGUCUUCUGGUCCUGCCUAAUUAUUCACAUGGUCUACAAGUUUGUCCUCCAUGGCACGAUGGAAAAGGACAUGAGAAGUGACACAGAAGAAAGUGACAAGGAUGAAGAAAGAGAUAAAAUUAAAGAAAAGGAGAAAAAUGGGAUUACAUAUUUCAGCAACGUCACAAGCAAUGGUUACAUCCAGAGGAAUGGGUCUGAGCCCCUGGACAACAGAGCCCACCUUGCCAAUGGCCAUGCCAAAGAAAGAUAGCUGCUGUCCAUGUGCUGCUGGUCUGGCCUGCAGCAAACCCAGGCCACCAUCUGUAGAAACAGUUUUGCUCACUGUGUAGAUAAAUAGGAGUGCAAUUGCAGUAUUGUAGCUGAAUUCCUGCUUCCCAUAAACCAAAGUGUUUAUAGUCAGUGAUAUUUGAAGGAAGUCUUUUGUUUUCCUUCAGUAAAAUCUUACUAUAGGUUGUAGCCUCAAAAGAGAUAGCAAGGGAUCAAAGUGGUUUGACUUGUAUUAAGACUGUACUAUAAUUGUUGUCAAAUCUGUUAAUCAUGUAAAAUACUUUAAAAAUAAAAAGGUGGAUAA